Molecule: messenger RNA, 276 nt
Organism: Protopolystoma xenopodis
Lineage: Eukaryota; Metazoa; Platyhelminthes; Monogenea; Polystomatidea; Polystomatidae
Source: the annotation of a GenBank genome assembly
AUGGAUUUAGAAAAAUGCUUGGAUGACGUAUUUAAAUAUCCAAAGGUUACUGGAGUUGCAUGUAUCGACAGUGAGGGGUUGUGUAUUUUGUCCCGUGGAGAUAUUGAACCUAGCUCGUCUGGCCUGAUGAAUUCAAUAUACAAACAUGCAAGAGAGCUGGAAAACGAUGAUGAGCUUGUUGUUGUAGUCGAAAAAGAAGAUAGUUCGGUUUUUCUUUGUCGUUCCAACAAGGUCCUAACUGCCAUCGUCAAACCAAACCAUCCGACUGAUAAUUGA